Symbiodinium natans is the source of this 234-nucleotide messenger RNA. Lineage: Eukaryota; Dinophyceae; Suessiales; Symbiodiniaceae. The record is from the annotation of a GenBank genome assembly.
AUGCUCUGCAACGCCAAGUGCCCGGGCGGUAUCAAGGGCGCGGGCAUUCUAGGUGGCACGCUGAGCGCCUUAAACCCCUUGACGCUUCUGUCGAAGAAGGACGAAGAGGAGGAGAAAGAGGCACAGGAAGAUCCUGAUCCACAGAAAAAGAUGUUUAAGCAAGUAGACUACAUAGAGCCUUGGCUGCUGAGGUGUUCUUGGUUUAGGGUUCAGGGUUUGGGGUUUGGGGUUUAG